AUGCACACCCGUAAUCUACUUGUUGCGGCCUCCCAACUGGCCCUCGGCCUCGCGGCUCCGGCCCCACUCCCAGUCUACAACCUUCUCUCAACUCGAGAGACGCACUUCAACGCCAGCCUGCCCAACGUCACAAUUUUCGCUACAGGUGGCACAAUUGCCGGCUCCGCCGCCUCCAACGCCCAGACAACAGGCUACCAAGCCGGUGCUCUCGGUGUCGACAUCCUUAUCGACGCUGUCCCCGAGCUGUGGAACGUCUCCAAUGUCAAGGGCGUCCAGGUCGCCAACGUGGACUCGGGAAGCAUCACCUCCGAGAUUCUGCUUAACCUCACCCGUCUGGUCCAGGAGGCCCUCGACGACCCCUACUGCCAGGGAGCCGUCGUCACCCACGGCACGGAUACUCUCGAAGAGAGCGCAUUCUUCCUUCAGCUCGCUGUCAAGAGCGAGAAGCCGGUCGUCGUCGUCGGCGCCAUGCGCCCCGCCACAGCCAUCAGUGCCGAUGGCCCCAUCAAUCUGCUCGAGGCCGUUACCCUUGCUGGCAGUCCCGAGGCCAAGGGCCGCGGUACCAUGAUUGUCCUCAAUGACCGCAUUGGCAGCGCCUUCUAUAACACCAAGACGCACUCCAACUCCCUCGACACCUUCAAGGCAGUCGAGCAGGGCUACCUCGGCUUCUUCCUUGACAUCCAGCCCGUCUUCUACUACCCUCCCUCUCUGCCUCUUGGACAUGUUUACUUCAACCUCUCCGGGGCGACUGAGGUGCCCCAGGUAGACAUCCUCUUCGGCCACCAGGACCUCAACCCGGCCUUGGCCACGGCUGCAGUUGAGAGCGGCGCGAAGGGUCUUGUCUUGGCCGGCAUGGGUGCCGGCGGUUGGACUACGCCUGGCCGGGAUGCCCUGAACAAGCUGGCACAGGAGAACGGCACUCAGAUUGUGGUUUCCAGCAGAACUAUGGGCGGCUUUGUCGAGGAUAGCAGCACGCUCAACACGUAUGGUGGCUGGAACUUGAACCCGCAGAAGGCUCGCAUCAUGCUGCAGCUUGCGCUGUACACUGGAUACGGCUCUGAGCAGCUCGAGACGCUGUUCAAAUAUGCGCCUUAG
Molecule: messenger RNA, 1095 nt
Organism: Colletotrichum spaethianum
Lineage: Eukaryota; Fungi; Ascomycota; Sordariomycetes; Glomerellales; Glomerellaceae
Product: putative lactate 2-monooxygenase
Exons: 1
Coding region: 1-1095 (364 amino acids)
Molecular function (GO): asparaginase activity
Source: RefSeq, a predicted model, not a curated record